Sesamum indicum (sesame) is the source of this 1168-nucleotide messenger RNA. Its product is annotated as cytosolic sulfotransferase 12. Gene Ontology annotation, molecular function: sulfotransferase activity. The record is from RefSeq and is a predicted model, not a curated record. NCBI's taxonomy places the organism in Eukaryota, Viridiplantae, Streptophyta, Magnoliopsida, Lamiales, Pedaliaceae.
ACUCCCAAACGUACAUUCAUAAAAUGCCAUCUGAAAUAUCUCCAAAGUAUCUACAACAGGAAGAAACAUUAACCCAAGAAUGCAAGAACUUCAUCUCCACUCUACCUAAAGAAAGAGGAUGGCUUGCUUCUCAUCUCUAUCAGUAUCAGGGUUUCUGGUACCCCGUCAGGCAUCUCCAGGGUGUAAUUUCCUGUCAAAAACACUUCCAGGCUCAAAACUCUGAUAUUUUUCUUGUUACCACCCCCAAAUCCGGCACCACAUGGCUCAAAGCAAUCAUCUUUACCCUGGUGAACCGAACCCGAUAUCCUCCUGUUGCAAAAAAUCAUCCCCUUCUCAGCAAUAAUCCCCACGACCUAGUCCCCUUUCUGGAAAUCAAGCUCUACGUUGACAACCAAAUCCCUGAUUUCUCUUCAUUUCCUUCUCUUAGGCUCUUUUCUACUCAUUCACCUCACGUUUCUCUUCCUGAAUCAAUAAAGCAGAACUCUGCAUGCAAGAUUGUGUAUCUCUGCAGGAAUCCGAAGGACAUUUUCGUGUCCCUGUGGCACUUUACCAACGAGUUAAGGCCUCAAGAAACUGGAACCAAUUCAAUCUCAGAGGUUUUCGAUCUCUUCUGUCGGGGAGUUACCCUGUUUGGACCUUUCUGGGAGCAUGCCCUGGAAUACUGGAAGCUGAGCAUAGAGAAUCCUGACAGAGUGCUGUUCUUGAAGUUUGAGGACAUGAAAAAUCAGCCUGGAACUCAUUUAAGGCGCCUGGCGGAAUUCCUGGGUUCCCCAUUUUCUGCUGGUGAAGAGGAAUCAGGCCUGGUGGAAGAAAUCUUGAAGCUCUGCAGUUUUGAUAAUCUGAGCGCCCUGGAUAUUAACAGGAAUGGUAAACUGACUUCUGGAGAGGAAAAUAAAGUGUUUUUUCGUCGGGGAGUGGUUGGAGACUGGAAGAAUUAUCUGGGCAGCGAGAUGGUUGAGAGGAUUGAUCGAAUUACUCAAGAGAAGUUCAGUGGUUCAGGAUUGGUAAUAUAAUCGUCUACUGUUAUAUAUUUGCAGCACGAGCGAUUCUAAUACAAAUCGAGUUUGGUCAAAUUUAAAUUAAUUAUAUAGUAAGUGUAAUAUAUUUAUUGUGUGAUUGAAGGACGAUUCAAGAAAAAUGUAUCACACUUAUUGUGUGAUGAAUUUAA